Messenger RNA from Monodelphis domestica (gray short-tailed opossum), 2987 nucleotides. Its product is annotated as meprin A subunit beta. The record is from RefSeq and is a predicted model, not a curated record. NCBI's taxonomy places the organism in Eukaryota, Metazoa, Chordata, Mammalia, Didelphimorphia, Didelphidae. Gene Ontology annotation, cellular component: membrane. Gene Ontology annotation, molecular function: protein binding; zinc ion binding; metalloendopeptidase activity. Gene Ontology annotation, biological process: proteolysis.
AUGUAUGCCAUGUUCCACACCUCUAAUGCCCCACCUCUUCAAGGAAGGGAGAGGGAAAUGCGUUUUCUUGAGUCCAUGCUUCUUGGUCAUUAUAAUUACUUACAAGCUUCAUAUGUUUAUACAGACAGAAAUGCUGCUGUUGGAGACGAAUAUAGACAAUCUCAUGUUGUCCCUUAUGUCCUUCAUGAUAGUCUAGAAAUGGAUUCUAAAGGAGUUAUCCUGAAUGCAUUUGAACGCUUUCGCUUAAAAACUUGCAUUGACUUUAAACCCAGGGAAGAGGAAGAAGACUAUAUUUUAUUUUACAAAGGAAAAGGGUGCUUUUCUUAUUUGGGAAAUAAACGUUUUGGCCAGCAGCUACUUUCCAUAGGAGACCAUUGCAGCAAAGUUGGUUCAGUUCAAAACCAGCUCUUAUAUCUCCUUGGAUUCUAUCAUCAGCAGGCCCGUUCAGAUCGAGAUGACUAUAUUAUAAUAAUGGAGGACAGAAUUAAGCCAGACACUGAGAUUAAUUUUGAAGGUGCUAAUGAGGAGGAAUUAGAUUCCCUGAAUGAUCCCUAUGACUAUAAAUUUAUGAUGUACUACAGCAAAAAUGCCUUCCAAAAAGGGACAGAACUUACAAUUGUAGAAAGAAUCCCUAACUUUAUGGAUGUGAUUGGACAACGAAUAGAUUUCAGUGAUUAUGACCUUGAAAAAUUGAAUCAACUCUACAACUGCUCUUCUUCCAAAACCUUUAUGGAUUCAUGUGAUUUUGAUCAGGAAGAUAUCUGUGGCAUGAUUCAAAGUUCAGAAGACAAUGCUGACUGGCAGAGAGUUUCACAGGUACCUGGCGGGCCUGAUACUGAUCAGACAUACCUGGGCAAGUGCAAAGGCUGCAGUUUCUUCAUGCACUUUAACAGCAGCUCUGUGAAGGAAGGGGAAAAGGCAGUCCUGCAAAGCAGAUUAUUUCACCCUAGGAGAGCAUUUCAGUGCCUGCAGUUUUAUUAUUACAACGGUGGUAACAAAAACGACCAGCUCAAGAUCUAUGUCAGGGAGCAUACUUCAGCCAAUUUGAAUGACUCUCUUACUCUGGUGCAUGAAGUGAAAGAUCCACCCAUUGGGAAUUGGGAACUCUAUUAUGUGCCAUUGAAUGUUACCAAAAAGUUCAGGGUGGUAUUUGAAGGAACUCGAGGUUUUGGCACAUCAGCUGGUGGUCUCUCCAUUGAUGAUCUCAACCUCUCAGAAACACAGUGUCCUCAACACAUCUGGAAGAUAAGCAAUUUUACAAAACUCAAUAGCUCAAGGGAAAUAAUUUUUAGCCCUCCAUUUUACUCUCCUAAAGGCUAUGCUUUUCAGGUUCAUUUGAAUUUAACAAAUGAGGAUAAGAUAGGGAUAUAUUUCUCUCUGAUCUCUGGAGCCAAUGAUGAAUAUUUAGAGUGGCCGUGUCCAUGGCAACAAGCCACGGUAACCCUAUUGGAUCAAAAUCCUGAUAUUCGUCGGUCCAUGUCCCACCAGAGGAGUGUGACUACAGAUCCAUUUAAGAAAAUUGAAAAUAGUAGUGAAACCUUUUUUUGGGAUAAGCCCUCCAAAGUAGGAGUGACAGCAACUUUCCCUAAUGGAACAUCAUACAGUAGAGGUCCAGCAUUUGGAAUCAAAGACUACAUAAUCCACAAAUGGAUGCAAAGAAGAGAUUUUGCCAAAGGAGAUAAUGUUUACAUUCUUUUGACAGUGGAUGAUAUAUCACAUCUCCGUUCCAAUAAAUCAUCACAUAUCCCUCUAAAGAUGCCAACUCUUCAAAGAGAUUCUGGCGCAGAUCUCUGUGAAAAUUUCCACUGUGAGAAUGAUGGUGUCUGUGUUAUCUACAAGGACAAAGCAGAAUGCAGGUGUCGAUCAUUGAAAGACUUGUGGUUCGUUGGAGAAAAAUGUCAGAUACAGAUGUUUGCCUCGCUUCAAAGUACAGUAGAGGCUUUAUUCCUUGUAACUUCAUUUGCUGUUGCAGUUGUAGCAUCUCUUUUGUCUUUCUAUUAUGGUAAGAAGAAAUAUGGGAGGAGGAAAAAUGCCAGGACAUCAAAUAUGACCAUAGAAAAUGUAAGUAUGCAAUAUGUAAUACAAUAAUGUAACGGAGCAAAAAUAUUCAAAGAAAGCCAUUUGCUGAGUCAUUAUAAUAACAAAACUUGAUCCCAGAGAAUAAAUAAUGAAAUAUGUACCCUUUUUUGUGGCAGAGAGGUAUGACAGAGAGCAUUAUGGGGCAGAAAGUUGCAUGUUGUCGUUAUAAUAUUCACUUUUCUUUAUCUGGUUUUCUUUGUUAUAAGGGUGUUGAAUUCUGAAUUGACACCCAUACCCACAUAUAUAAUGAUAUGAAAAUAACAGUUAUUGGUUGAGCUUAUUUUAUUUUAUUUUUACCUUCCAUGUUAGAAUCAAUACAAAGUAUUGGUUCUAAGACAGAAGAAUGAGAAGGACUAGGCAAUAUGGAUUAAGUGACUUGCCCAGGGUCACAUAGUUAGCAAGUACCUGAAGCCAAAUUUGAAGUCAGGACCCCUGGUCUUUUUGCCUGGCUCUUAAUCGCCUGAGCCUGAACUUAUUUUUAAAAAGAAAGACAGAGGUUAUAUGUACUACACAUAGUAGAUAAGCACAGGGCUCUAAGGAUUUCUUUCUACCAUCUUCAAUUUAUUUUUCUUCUAUAUGUAAGAAGUAUUGACAAUUACUAUUAUUAUCUUCAUUUUACAAAAGAAAAAAAACGGAGACAAACAAAGGUUCAAUGACUUAUCCAGGACUUAUUAAAGACUUAUCCAGAUACAACCAAUAAGUGUCUGAAUCUAGAUUUGAACUCAGGUCUUCUUGACUCCAGACCCAGUGCUCUAUCUUCUGUAUCACUGAGAUAUCUCUUAAGGGUUUGAGAUGUGUUCAUAUUAACUAACUAGUGUCAAAGAGGAUUUGAAUCAGAUUUUCCUGACCUAAUGCCUAGCACUCUUGAUAUUAUUAAAAAUGUUUAUAAUGUAAAGUUCUUAGUUGUU